This is a messenger RNA of Bombus pascuorum, 3421 nucleotides long. It is a transcript of the gene Zw10, whose product is annotated as centromere/kinetochore protein zw10 homolog. Lineage: Eukaryota; Metazoa; Arthropoda; Insecta; Hymenoptera; Apidae. Gene Ontology annotation, cellular component: RZZ complex; chromosome, centromeric region; nucleus. The coding region runs from base 343 to 2508 and encodes 721 amino acids. Gene Ontology annotation, biological process: mitotic spindle assembly checkpoint signaling; endoplasmic reticulum to Golgi vesicle-mediated transport; mitotic cell cycle. The record is from RefSeq and is a predicted model, not a curated record. The transcript has 10 exons.
GGAUUACAAGUGAAAAGUUUUUGUAGAUUUGCUACUUUUUCAAACGAACAAUUUCGAAUGACGUAAAAUGGCGAACGAUGAUCGCAUGAUGGCGCUACCUAACGGAGGGAGAUGUCGCUCUGAUAAACGUAAUGCCACUAUCAACAGCUGCACUGCGCUAACCUGCGAUUGAGUGUAAACUGGUGCAGUGUAGCUUAUUCUAUUUUUUACCAUUUAUUAUUGUAUAGAUAUUAGUGUUAUUAGUGUACAAACAUGAGGUGAUCAUACUUAAGGCUAAGUUAAUAGUGAGGUGAUUAGAGCUGGUUUUUAAUUGUGAUAAAUAUACGAAAAUAUCCUAUCAAAAUGACAUCAUUUUUAACUGAUGUACUGAUCACAGCGGGAAAAUUGGAAAAAGUUAAUUUACAUGAAAAGAUAUCAGAAAUACAGAAAGAAAUAACGAAAUUAAAGUACGAUGUCAAAGAUUUUAUGGAUGAUAAUUAUGUCGAGUUUACGUCGAAACUCACAAAAGAUCAGCAUUUGGUAUCGAAGGGAGAAAAAUUACUCGAAGAAAUGAAUGCGUUGCAAAAAAAGAUAGAUACUCAGGUUAAGAUAGAAUUAUCUGGUUCUACGAAAGAAUUAAAAACUCUCUCUCAAGCGUUAAAGGAAUCAAACGUAAUGUUACAACUUUCCAAUCAACUCUUAACUCUACAUGAAUGCAUAAAAUCUGUAAAAAAUUACCAAGAAGAGAAACGGUACGUGGAUGCGGCUGAAACAUUAUGCCACAUGCAAACCAUUUUAUAUAAUCCGCAAACGGAUUUACGCGAUCUUGAUAUUUACACGGCGAUCGAAGAAGAAUAUUUAAAUCUGUAUACUUCAUUUUUGUCCGAUACGUCGUCGUUAUUGCACGAGCGAAUAUGUUGGACCGGCGUCGACGAUAAAGACGCAAAGACCGUAACAUUGAACGUAAAAAAUGAGGUGGACGACAUGCAGGAUUUAAUUCAGGGUUUGCACCGUAUCGAUAAUCUUUCGAGUCAUCUGCAUAAAUUCUCACUGACGCUUAUGAAUCACAUGAUCAGUCCGAUUAUCAAUGAUGAUUGUUCUGUAUAUGUAAUUGACGAAAAAAUAUUCACCGUCGAAAUAUUAAACAAAAAGAAAUUACCCGGAUACAAAAGUGUACUCUACAAUUUGGAAUUGUUGUUUAAGUUUCUUUAUCAACAUUUUCAAUUUACAAUACACGAUGACCGAACAUUCCUGAAAGAAAUACAACCUCAUCUACUCGAACGAUUAUCAACAUCGUUAAAGGAUGAUUGCAUUUCGCGAAUUACGCCAACAUCGAGCGCCGACUUAAAAAAUUUCACACCCAUUGUUCAAGCCAUCAAUGAUUUUCAGUAUUUCUUGGUCAAAAUUGGUUUUAUUACAAACGAUCAACUCUUUUUAUCAGAAUAUACGAAGAAUAUCGAUAAGCUAUUAAUAAAAAAAAUUUGUCAGGAUUUAUUAGCGAAAGCGCGAACCAUUAUGAAGAAAGAUUUACAUGAUUGCAUUACAUACGAGCCGCAGAAGCCACUUGAAUUCCCAGAAGAUACAUACGAUUAUAACGAGAUAAAGGCGUAUAAAAAAUUAAGCGACGAUACGUUUCAGCUUCCUAAAUGUCAAAUAAGCACCAGCGCGAGAGAAACAUUAAAUCUCGCGAGAUAUAUCUUGGAUGAAGCUUGUAAUAGUUCGGAUACCUGUGCUAUGCAACUAUUUUAUACUUGUAGAAAUGUUUUUGAAAUGUACGCAGGAUUGGUACCGGAACACCACCGAAAAUUUUUAGAAACAAUACCGCAGCAAGUCGCUAUGUUUCAUAACAAUUGCAUGUAUCUCGCGCAUCACCUGCUCACAUUGGGACACGAGUAUAGGGACAAAUUACCAGAAUCCUUGCAUAAUCUUAAUUUAACUUUCGCGGAUCAAGUAUUAAUAUUGAGAGAUGUCGGAUCAUCCUGCUUUUUAGAGCACAUGAAGUACCAACGAAAUAUUAUUUUUGAUAUUCUUAAAGAAUCUGGCUUAUCCGCUUUGGGUCAAACUUCCGAAUUACAUCCCAGUACUGAACGUGCAAUGAGACAGUGCAUUAGACAGCUGGAAUUAUUAAAAACAGUUUGGGUAGAUGUGUUACCUGUGAAUAUUUACUGUAGAGCUGUAGGAUGCAUUAUGAACUCAAUGGUCGAAGACUUAAUAAUCAGAGUGAUAUCUGUUGAAGACAUUCCCGCUGAUGUUGCUACCGAAUUGGUAACAUUAUUUAAUAUGAUCGUUAAGCGUGCACCACAAAUAUUCCCGGUUCAUGAAAAGAUUCAUCAACAUGUUAGAAAGUGGGAGAAAUUUUUAGAAUUGAUUCAAGUUCUGGGUGCAUCACUGAAAGAAAUCGAAGUAAGAUGGGAUAACGGUAAAGGACCACUCGCGCGAGAAUUUACAGCACCCCAGGUUAAACAAUUAAUUAGAGCGCUAUUUCAAAAUACCGAACGCAGAUCAAAUUUAUUAGCUAGUAUAAAAUAAUGCUAAGCUUAAAAUUAUGUAUAUAAGAAAUAAACGAUUUUCAUUUAUUAAUUUUUAUAACAAAUUAUCAUUAACAGUAUAAUUGAUAUAAAAAUAUGAUAAGAUGAUUAAAUUCAUUUCAACGUAAUAUUAUUUGGUUAUACUGUUAAUAUUAAAAUAUCUCUUAUUAGAGACUUUUAGAGCUUCUCUUUUCAUAUUUAUACCGUAAUACUUACGUUUAUAACGUGUUCUUCACAUAAUCAAAAAUUAUUAAUAGAGGAUAAAAAUGUAUAAAAAUCUACACUUAAAUUUUUUUUCACAUCCACGAAAUGCUAUCUACCAGCAUACAUAAACCUUUGAUAAUUUAGCAACCAUUGUUUAUACUUUGUAGUUAUCGCGAAUGGUCAUCUCUUUUUCUUUUAUCAAUAUGAAUAAGAAGAAAUCGGUAAGUAUUGAAAAUUCUAAAAAAGUAGGCAAGAGCAGGCAGGCAGGGUGGCGGAGAGUAGUGAGAGCAAAUCAUUUAAUAGAUAUCCAAUUCCACAUCAUUUACAGCAAUGGCAAAACAUUAUUACCACAAUUUCGUUAUCCUUUCACUCGAGUAUCCAUAGCAGUAAAUACUCCAAAGUUUCCAAAUGCAAUACUAUUUCUGCAGAUAUACUCCAAGGCCAUGAUUCAAUUAUAAUUGAAUUAUAUUUAACGAAUCAAUUUUGCAGCUUUUUAAACCUUAAUUUUGCAUGGCAUAUAAAAAUUCGUAAGGCAAAGUUGUACAGUUCAAUAUAUACGAGCAGUAGUGUGCAUUUGGCUAAAAUUGGCAUUCUUCUUGUAAUUUUUUCAAUUUUUAAAUAAUAUUAUUACUAUUCAUUAAAUAAUAUACGUGUCUAUAAUGGACGAUAAAAAGUUGUAAACGAUUAAAUGUUAAUAAAAAAAAAAAAAA